AUGACUGCAGAGAUGCUAGAAGCUUGUAUUUGCUUUGCUGAGUGGGAGGAGGAAUUCGAGAGAAUCUACUAUCAGCGCCGUGUCGAUCGAAUUCACUUUGUUCGUCCCUGUGUUCAUCUUGCAAACCAUCUAGCUGCAGAGGGGACUUGUGUUGGCGCUCCAUGUUGUUCAUCUCAAUGGACUCUCGAGCGAACUAUUGGUGACAUUGAAUUUGACUUGCGUCAACCCUCCAACGCUAUGUCAAACUUCACGGAGAUAUGUGUAAUGAGGUGUCGAGUUAAUGCUCUGAAGGCGAUGCUCCCACAAUUUGACACUCGCAACACGCUGCAUCCAUGGGGAUCUUUUGAUGUCGGCAAUGGUUAUGUACUUCUGCGAGCGCGCAACCGGAAACCUAUACAUAUGCAUGCUGCUGAAGCCGCCAUCAUCUCAAAUUUCCUUGGGCAUCCUGCACCUCCGAUCAGAUGCUGGUCACGACUCUGCCUCCCACAUGGUCAGAUUGCUCGUUCGGCAUGGAAAGAAAACGAGUCAUCUGCUGAGUAUAUACGAAUUUCACACAAUGUCAAGUUCCGUCGCAACGAUGUUGAUGAGUUUGCUGAAGUCUUGUACUUCACGCAAUUAGCUGUUCAAGCUGUUGCCAACGAGGACGAGGACGAGGACGAGGACGAGGAUGAUGAUGAUGAUGAUGAUGAUGAUGAUGAUGAUGAUGAUGAUGAUGAUGAUGAUGAUGAUGAUGAUGAUGAUGAUGAUGAUGAUGAUGAUGAUGAUGAUGAUGAUGAUGAUGAUGAUGAUGAUGAUGAUGAUGAUGAUGAUGAAGAAGGAUUCAACCACAAUAACAAGAUACCCAAACUCACAUGGGCCAAUGUUGCUAUGGUAUCUGUUUAUUCUCGCCCUGACCAGCAGCUCCUUGACUUAUCACAUGGAACCGUGUGGUCAUGUACACAUGAUGGUGACGAAAAUCUCCAACUUAUUGAUGUCCAAACCAUCACCGCUGUUGUUGCAAUGAUUCCCCAUCGUCCCACUUUACCAUCUGGCGUCACGGAAGAUAGGUAUUUCAUGGUUGAGAAGACUGGGCUUGAUGUCACACUAACAGGAGUCGAGGUCGAAGAGGAUGAUCAAGAGGAACAGGAUGAUUAA
Messenger RNA from Suillus fuscotomentosus, 1134 nucleotides. RefSeq lists its product as uncharacterized. The transcript has 2 exons. Bases 1 to 1134 code for a protein of 377 amino acids. The record is from RefSeq and is a predicted model, not a curated record. Lineage: Eukaryota; Fungi; Basidiomycota; Agaricomycetes; Boletales; Suillaceae.